AUUGAUUGAUUUUGGUACUGAUGAACAUGAAUAUGACGAAGUUCAAGAUUUACCAGAAGAAUCAACAACCAAUAAUCAAUCAUUACUCUAUAACAGCCAAAACGACAACCAAAAUAUUGUCAAUAAUAAUAACAUUAUUGCUGGCACAUCAGCUGCAACAACAACAGGAACACAUAUACCAACAACUGCAGCAGCAGCAUCAGCAGCUUUUAUCAAUAACAAUAAUAAUUUGGAUUUGCCACCGGAAUUACCGCCACCAAAACAAAAAACAUCUGCUGUAAAUUCCAAAAAUUCCAAAACGAAAUCCUCUUCUAAAGCUUCGAAAUCUAAAAUACCACGUUCUCCUUCGUUGGCCAGUACCUUGAGCUAUAAUAACUUUCAACCACCACCGAUAUCGGGUAUACCACCACAGACGCCACCACUUCCUUUGGGCUAUCAAAAUAAAGGAAAAUCUCUUAAUCCACCACCCACUUCCCCUUUGACCAAUAAUAAUGUUAGUAUUUUUAGCAGUAAUCCGAGUAACAACAAUAAUAUAAUGGCUGGUGGUAGUGGUAAUAGUGGUGUGGGAGGCGGCGGCGGUGGUUUAAGUGCCUCGAAUGGUAAUGCUCAGCGUAAUAGUGCUAAUAUGUCGGCUAACUCUCGUCGCCCUCAGAUUCAGAUAUCGACGCCCAUUGCUGGUGAAUCGCUGAAAAAUUUCCAAUAUUUAACAUUGACCGUACGCAAGGAUGAAAAUGGUUAUGGCAUGAAGGUUUCUGGUGACAAUCCUGUUUUUGUUGAAAGCGUGAAACCAGGUGGUGCAGCACAAAUUGCUGGUUUAGUUGCUGGCGACAUGAUCUUAAAGGUCAAUGGUACAGAAGUACGUUCGGAGAAACAUCCAACUGUUGUUAGUUUAAUAAAAGCCUCGACAAUUGUUGAAUUGGCGGUAAAACGUAGUCAAAAAUUGGCAAGACCCACUUCGGUGGGUAUAGUACCCUCAACACCGGUACUCUCGGGCAGAGAUCGUACGGCCUCAAUAACUGGACCCCAGCCUGUGGAUAGCAUUAAACGUCGUGAAAUGGAAACUUAUAAGAUUCAGACACUCCAAAAAAUGCUCGAACAGGAAAAACUAAAUUUGGAACGUUUAAAGGGUGAUACGAAUAAUCCUAGUUAUAAGUUAUCUGAGGCCAAUAUUAAGAAAUUACGUGAACAAUUGCGCCAAGUGGGUGCUGAGGAUGCACCGCCGCCAGUUAAAGCAACGGCAAAUAAUAAUAAAAAUCAAACAUCUUCAUCUUCAUCACAAAAUACUACUUCCACACAUCUCAAUCACCAACUCCACUCUUCCUCACACAACCAACAACAACAACACAGUCACCAACUCCACAGUCAAGCCACCACACCACAGCCACAACCAUCAUCACCAGCAUUUCUAUCACUUUUACCGCGUUCGCUAUCGUCUCUAUCGUUGGGUGGUCGUAGAAAUAAAAUCGAAAAAGAUCUUAUAACAGCUCCUUUGAAUAAUACAACGGAUUUCUUGCAUACUUCUUCGACGACGGGUCAUAUGAUGACAACAACUUCACCCACUCCCUCGUACAAUAUGUCACAAUCUCUACAUACUCCUUUACAGACCCAGCAGCAUCGUAAUUCGGCCCAACAGCUGUUUCAUUUGCAUCAACAGCAAUUGCAACAGUUGCAACAACAGCAGCAACAACAAGGCAAGGGUACACCCAAGACUUCAAAGAGUAAAAAUAAAUUUGCUGCCCAAUCGAAGAGUUUAAUAGAAGAAGACAUUCCACCGCCUUUACCGCAACGCAAUAUACCCCGACAGCUGCAAUUGGAAGGUGGUAACAACAGCAACAACAAUGGUAAUAUACAAACUCCUCCUCAUACCUUCUCACCCAUAUCGGAUUUGGAUCAUACAGCUAAUGCCGUGAUAGUAGCCGGAGGAGCAGCUUCACCUUUACGCAAUUCUCCACAACCAGCUUCGGCUUCUGGCACCAAUUCUCCCCAAAAUGUGGUGGUACAGAAUUGUCAGAAAUCUAAACGUUCCAAAACGAAAACAAAAGCUCUUUCCGAUCCUAAAAUGUCUACACAAAUGUUUUUACAAAUGGAAGGUGCUCCCGGGCACUUUGUCAAUCAAAUGGGUGAUGGCUCGGAAUUAGAAGAAAUACCGCCACCUCUACCACCCCGCCAACCAGGCAUGUUAGAAGAAUCUCAAUUGGCUGGUCACCGUGGCAGUAUACAGAAUUUGAACACUAAUGUAAGGCCACCACCGAAUAGUAUAGAUACUCUUAUGCAAUAUCCUCUAGUAUCCACCUGUACUCCUGUGCAUCGUGAUAAUAUGGCUGCUGCUUUUCCACUCUCUCAACGUCCCAAUAUUGUACAGCAAUUGCAGCAGCAUCAACAGCAACAACAGCAGCAGCAACAACAACAAUUGCAUGGUGGUGUUGCUGGUGGUAGUGGUGGCCUGGGUGUUACUAAUGCGGGUGUUUUGGGACAAACACCACACAAUCUGAAUCAUAUGAGUAAACACAGACGUGUGGUAUCUUCACCCGAUAAUAUGCAUACUAGACAUCCGGAACGCCAAAUAAAAACGAACUCUGGUUCUUGGGAACUAAUCGAAAAAGACGACGAGGAAACACCACCGGGCACACCUCCACCACCCUAUCGACAUGCCCACUCUGCCAGCAUGUCCGGCACUGAGGAUAGUAUGCAUGAACAUGGAGCAGCAUCGACAAGUGGCAUUUUUGUGGAAUCACAUCAUUUUACACCCUUGGCGGGAGCCAUCUCACCACCGCCCACCUCACAUUCCAGUCGCAUACAGGCGGCUCAAACAAGUGUCACUCAAAAAGAAAUCAUUUCUAUGGAAGAUGAAGAUGCCUCCGAUCAAGAGGGUCCUUUCAUUGAUGAAAAUGGUCCCUUUAAUUCCUUACAAAGAUUGCUGGAAGCAGAGAAUGUAGCAUUUUUGGCAGUAUUUUUAAAUUAUGUACUUUCGAAUUCCGAACCUGCUCCUCUACUGUUUUAUCUUAUAACGGCUCUCUAUAAAGAGGGUACCUCCAAAGAUAUGCGUAAAUGGGUUUAUGAAAUACACUCUACUUUCCUAGUGCCUCGUGCCCCUCUAGCCUGGUAUAGACAAGAUGAGUCGUUGGCCCGUGAGGUGGAUGCUGUGCUACAAAAUGAAUUUGAUAAAGUGGAAAUAUUGCGUAAAGUAUUUUGGAAAAGUCGCAAAAAGGCCCGUGAUAUUAUAUGUGAACAACUAAGAGAAUUUCAACAGAAAAGAACCGCUGGUUUGGGUACCAUCUAUGGUCCCACCGAUGCUCAGCUAAUGGAAGCCAAGGGUGAUAAACAAAAGGAACAGCAUAUAUUUGAGGAAACUCUUAUGAAGAAAUUACAAUAUUUAAUAGACGAAUAUGAAAAAGAUUUACCGGCUGAGGAUCCCAAGAAAUUGGCUUUAUGUUCGGCUUUGUCAACUGUCAUACAUCGUACGUUUAUAACACGUUCCCAUCCGAAUAGUAUUAUCGAUCGUGUUCAUCAUUUUGUUAGUCGUGAAAAAAGUUUCAAAUCACGUUUAAUGGGCAAAAAGGGAAAGAUGAUUGUACGUGGUCAUCCAUUAGUAUUGCAACAAUACUAUGAAGUGACCCACUGUAAUCAUUGUCAAACAAUAAUAUGGGGUGUCAGUCCUCAAGGUUUUCAUUGUACAGACUGUAAAUUAAAUAUUCACCGUCCCUGUUCGAAAAUAUUAGAAGAAAAUUGUCCAGGCCCAUUACCGCAAGCCAAACGUAAAGAUAAAGAUUUACAUAAUGAUAAUAAAAUCAGUAAAUUAAUUAUGGGUAAAAUACGUCCCAAGACAUCGUCAGACAUGAGUGGUGAUAAACGUCAACGUCAAGAUCCGGAGGAUUUUGAUCCUAUGGAUUUUCCCAUUGGUAAGUUGCUGUUUUACUCUAACCGUUUUAUUCAAAUAAAAAUUGCAUUUAAGGUAUGAAAUUAUCAAAUUACC
Lucilia sericata (common green bottle fly) is the source of this 3973-nucleotide messenger RNA. RefSeq names its product homeobox protein 5-like. Gene Ontology annotation, cellular component: cytoplasm. Gene Ontology annotation, biological process: G protein-coupled receptor signaling pathway. The transcript has 13 exons. NCBI's taxonomy places the organism in Eukaryota, Metazoa, Arthropoda, Insecta, Diptera, Calliphoridae. Gene Ontology annotation, molecular function: guanyl-nucleotide exchange factor activity; G protein-coupled receptor binding. The annotation marks the transcript as partial. The record is from RefSeq and is a predicted model, not a curated record.